CUAACAUGAGCUCCUCGGCGUACGCGGCCGGCUAUGGCCAACCGGAAGAGGAAGUCUUUUACUCCACCUACGAACCAACGCCAGAAGAAAUUACGGAAUACGCUAUGAAAAUUGGUAUCGAUCCUGAUAAGGAAGCCAAUCUAGUCUAUCUCGCACGCCAAGGACUAUUACACCCGUUGCCCGAACACUGGAAACCGUGCUACAGCAAGCAGGUAAAAGCUUACUACUACUACGAUCGAAUCUCGAAAAAAUCUCAGUGGGAGCAUCCGAUCGACGUGCUGUACCGCGCCAAGGUAGCCGACGCCAGGAAAGCGACAUCAUUGGAUAGGUCCGACUCUGCCUCACUCGGUGACUCCGGGUUCCGUAGCCUAAAAUCGGCACACGAUAAAUGUGACACGUCAGUGGUGGGUCCCAGUAGUAAGUCCGGCAAUCUGGCAGGAUCCAACGAACCUGCAAAAGUAGAUGAUAGUGCUGCGACCAAGCAGGGAGCACAGGUACAAUCACUGGGGCCGACACAAUCGGCACCAACGUCACAGUACAACGAGGAGGUAGAUGACGACGAAAGUGACUCCAACAAGGAGAACAAUAGUCAGGAAGGAAUCGCAAGCGGCGCUACCGGUGCAACAGGAGGUGGUGAUGUCAUGGCGCUCUCGACAAAACUGUCGUUCAACGUGGGCGCAAGUGUGCGGGAUCGGGCCGCCGAUGGUACCGCUGGACUGCCGCAGAUUCUGGGCAGCAAGUUCGGGCGGAUACAGGGUUUCACCCUGUCCGGCACUGGCUCGCAAUUUCUAAAGUCCAACAAAAAACCUGAGUUCGGCAGUCUGGAACUGGUUAGCCGUAAACCGGAGUCGGAAGUGAAGGGAAUACUGCGGGACUCGAGCUUGACGUACAUGCGCAACAAAACCACUCCGAACGAAGACUCGGGGUCGGACGAGAGGAAAAGUGUGCGAUUCGAUAUAGACUUGAAUGCUGAGCUGAAGACCACCAUGAUAGAGACGGUUCCAGACGACUCGCUGAUCUACUUCGACGAGGUUGAAGAAGUGGGCGACAACAAGUUGGCCGGGAAGGGGCCCAAGGAAGAUGGAGAAGGGAAUGGCGAUGACGAUGACGACGAUGGCGACGAUGAUGAUAAUGAGGAAGAUGAUGACGAGGGUGAUAGUGAUAAUGAUGUUUACGAGGCGAUCGUUGGCGACCAAGAAGAGGACCUGGGCGGCAUUGUGAAACAGCUGAAACAGACGAUUGAACGUGAACGAGCCCAGUACCAGGCAAAUCUAGAAGAGGAGCUAAACUCGUUGGCCACUCUCGAGAAGGCCAACAUACAGAACGAGCUAUCGAAAGAGCGCCGACGCUACGACGAGCUGCUGGUGCAGGAAAAACAACACCUGGCGCAGCAGCACCAGGACAACCUGGCGGAAAUCAAGGAGUUCUACCAGGCCAAACUGAACGAGAUGAAGAAAGAUAAAGAAGAGGACACGACCAAGGAGUACGAAGCGUAUCGGGUCACGCUGCAGGAGGAGUUUGACCGGAAGGUGAAGGCAGUAACCGAGGAGCACCGGGCGACGAUGGCGACGCUGCAGAAGAACCACGACGAAAUCGUCGAAGAGCUAGAGCGGGACCUCAAGAUGGAGGAGGAGUUGCUGAAGAAGGAGCAAGGGAGGAAUCUGACGGAGAUGAAGAUCAAAUUGAACCACGAGCUCGAGGUGGAGCGGCAGCGAAUGCGCGAAACGGGCGAAGAUCGCCUUUACGAGAAGGUGCGCUGUGAGAAGCGCCUUCUGGAGGACAAGUACAAGUGCUUAAAGGAGAAGUACACCCGGCUGAAGACGGACGUGCGCAUUUCGCUCGAGAGGCGCAAGAAGCGUCGCGAGCAGCAACAGCAGCAAUCGCCAUCGCAACUGCCACAUCAGCACAACCACCAACAUAGUCUGCUCAGCAACAGCUACGAAACGGACGACCGGACGACUUCGAAGCCGCUGCCACCGUCGUACCCUCCGUACGGAAAGCCCGCUUCGUCAUCCGGGAUGCUGGCGUCGGAGAUAUCCUCCAUCAGCAUGCCAUCGCCAUCGGCAGCCUAUAAACGCUUUCCGCACAAAGGUAGCGCUGGCCACGCGGAGAUCAACAAGAGCAACAAAAUGCUCUGUUUCACCGCCGGCGGCGAGUCCCAAAAGGCCAACAACAAUCACACCAACCAUAACAACAAUAACGUAAACAACAAUAAUCAUAAAAAUCGCGGCACCACCAACAACAACACGGACGCCACGAGCCACAGCGAAACGACGCAGUCCAAGAGCUACUUUCAGUUGCGUAACAUCUUUGCGAGUGUACAGCGCGAGGACAACUUCAGCUCGGAUUCCGAGUUCGACCGUAACCACGCGCAAAUGGCGGUGGCCGACUGCAGUAGCACCACUAGCCAGAGUGUUGUGGCCGUAAGCCGCCAGAAGCGCAAGAUUUUCACCAAAACCAAAUCCGCCUCCACGUCGAAGUUGAACUCCACCAGGCACGAGCGAGACGCUAGGCCGUGUACGCCCGUGGAAAACCUGCGGAUUCAGUUGAAGAAACUGGAGGAAUUGGAAGACCAGAUACCGGAGUGUAACAUUGACGCACCAUACCAUCUGCGGUACCCGUUCAUUAGUGAGCAUGUUGGCAAUCACGGGGACGCCAAUGGUGGUGCCACCGGCACUCCUAAAGGGCAAGGGGUCGGUUAUGGCAGUAGCAGCGAGAUGGAGUUCUUCAAGCAUCGCAUUCUUCUCGAGCGUGACUCUGUCCAGCGCGCGAAGGAGUCUCUGCGAACGCAGAAGAACAUCUUCAAGUCCAAACAGCACGACAUAUCGAUGAAAUAUACGAUGCAAACCAGCCACGCUAUAGAGCAGAUCUUCGGAGAGGAGAAAGAACUCAUUGAAAUGGAGGUGUCGUUGCACCGUACACGGGCCCUUCUGGGUGAGAAAGUUAUCCGCUUGCGCCAUCUUGAGCGAUCUCUGCAAAAAAUGGCUGAAAAAGACGUCGGACCAUCGAACCGUGCGGACCAGCUCGAUCGACCGCCCAAGCCGAAGGAAACACUUAGUGACCUAUCAUCCUACUCGAAUUCAGGCUUCAGUAGCACGGACCUACCGCUCACCGAGCACUGUAAUGCCAGGCAGAACGAAGCCUUGCUGUACUUGGAACAUUUGCACUCAGAGAUACAAGAAAUCUGGUGUUUGCUAAAUCCGGCCAUUGCAUCGCCGGACAGUAAGUUCGAUAUGCUGAAUUUCGUCAACAUUACCAACACGCCAGGCACCAAACACUCUACCACCGAGACAGUACUACCGCUGAAGUCGGUUGCGCCGGCUGGCAUUAUUGGGCCAACCGGCGGGCAACAGACGGUGGCGGACCACGAGCAACCACAUCAAUAUACGGCUAAUCUGCUGGACAAAAUCCGGGAUCUCAAGAACUGGUUACGACAGGCCAAAAAUGAGAAUGAAAUCAUCAACAAGCAAACGUUCGACUGAACAGUGCGCCGUGAUGUCGCCAUCUCUUGGGCGUAGUUUUACUUGGAUAACCAUUCUUAGAAACUUUUUUAAAUACGGCUUAGUCGCCGAAUUAUUUCAGACAAACUACUUCCGAGUGCAAAGACAGUAAAAGAAUACGCAUGUCCAAACAUCUUUUAAUGUCGCUGGAAGCGUGCUGGACAGGAAGAGAGUAGAGAAAGUUAAAGUUUUACUAGAUAAGGUUUUAGAAUAGCUUUCGUUUAAGUGAAGCAUACAAUGGACAACCAUUUUAUAUUUUAUUGAGUGAUUGGUUGAAUCACCAAAGUACUGUGGGUUGUUUUGUAUGUUACACUUCACGUUUUUCUUGAUGUUCUUUUUGUAUGGUUUCGUGAACAUCGUCCAAUCGUCUCUUGAAUGGUUGUGCCAAUAAGUAUACUUACGUUUUAGUUAUACUAGCCCGGCUGUUAUCGCAGUUAGUUAGUGAGCAGAGGAAAAGCAGUUUCCCCUACGUAUCGACAUGGACUGACAUAUUAAGCAUUUUCGGUCACUUGUUCUUUAGUCUCCCUUUUUGAUAGCGUUUUUCAAUCAAUUUCUCGAACAAGCAGAAGCAUAGUCAAAUUGGUCAUUCAAUUCUGCUAUUGUCAAAUGGGAUCAUAAUAUAAUAUUACGGAGAU
Anopheles cruzii is the source of this 4135-nucleotide messenger RNA. RefSeq names its product centrosomal protein of 164 kDa (gene Cep164). The coding region runs from base 6 to 3482 and encodes 1158 amino acids. The transcript has 8 exons. The record is from RefSeq and is a predicted model, not a curated record. NCBI's taxonomy places the organism in Eukaryota, Metazoa, Arthropoda, Insecta, Diptera, Culicidae. Gene Ontology annotation, molecular function: protein binding.